Messenger RNA from Hyla sarda, 1204 nucleotides. It is a transcript of the gene TMEM51, whose product is annotated as transmembrane protein 51. The record is from RefSeq and is a predicted model, not a curated record. The coding region runs from base 320 to 1063 and encodes 247 amino acids. The transcript has 3 exons. Lineage: Eukaryota; Metazoa; Chordata; Amphibia; Anura; Hylidae.
CAUUAGGACCUGGGAAGCGACUGAUCCUCCCAGUUCCUGAAAGUGGGGGUUGGAGGGUGUGUGCAGCUCGUUGCACCUUCCUAUCUAUCCUGCACUCACAGGAGAAACCGCACUCAAGACUCUUCCAUGGGGUUCCUGAAAGUUUAGGAUUACAAGUCUGCAAAGGGGGUCCCCUUAAGGAUGCAGUGAUGUGGAGGUGACCAGGCGGAGGUGUCUAUAAUGUAUCUGAACCCCAGGUAAUGACCUUCAGCUUACACAGGAGAUGUAAUCCAGGACUUAAUACAGCCAUUAACGCCUGUGGUUGGAGAAAGCAGUGACCAUGGCACGGUCAAAAUCUAAUGGAUCCCAUUAUGCCCUUACUGCCAUUGGAGUGGGCCUACUGGUGCUUGGCGUGGUGAUGGCGGUAUGGAACCUUGUCCCGGGUUUUGGAAGCAAUGACAACCCUAACCCAUCCCAGGGUAAUGCCAGCACCCCAGAGAACAAUAUGGACACUAAUCUGAAGAGUAAGACCUUCUCUGUAGCCUACGUGCUGGUGGGAUCCGGCAUUGCUCUGCUGUUAUUGGCUAUCUGCUUAAGCAUACGCAACAGGCGCAAGCGUCGUCUGAGUAUGGAGGAUGCGCAGGUCGUCCAGCAAGGAGCAAACCGUCAACCGAUUGAUGAGAAUGACGAAGAGGUGGACGUCCCCCACUACUCUGCCCCCAGCUAUGAGGAGGUGAUGAGGAUCGGGUACGGUGCCCCCGACACCACAGAGACGGACCAACAUGAGGGGAUGGUGGUUUCCCUCCCCUCCUACGAAUCCCUGACUGAACUGGAUGAGGCCACCCCAACCAGGCCCAAUGCCCCUGCAGCGAAACAGGAGCAACCGCAGAGGACAAACUCUCGGGCAGCAAAAGAGAAAAAGCCCUUGAACAUUAGAAGAAUCAAGUCCGACAAACUUCAUUUGAAAGAAUUCAGACUAAACCUGUCGGGUCAGACAAAAAUAGCGGAGACCCAAAAGAUUGAGCCUAUUACCCCACCCCCACAAUAUGAAGAUAAGCACAUUGGUUCUGAGCAGCCUGUAUAGAGGCCAUUGUUGCUGUGAAAACAUUGUACAUGGUUUUUUUUGUUAGUUUUUUUUCUUUUUCUAUUAUGAUAUAUAAAGAAAUCUAUUUUUUUUUUUAUUCCCUUCUUUGACUAUAUUCCACACAUUUUGUAAGUGACAUGC